Nicotiana tabacum (common tobacco) is the source of this 3003-nucleotide messenger RNA. The record is from RefSeq and is a predicted model, not a curated record. Lineage: Eukaryota; Viridiplantae; Streptophyta; Magnoliopsida; Solanales; Solanaceae.
AUGCGUCUCUCUCCGCCGCCUGACAACAUUGACUCACUUGACCCCGCCGUCCUCCGUCGAUUUCGCCGUCAACUCCUCAAAAACUACUCCUCCUGGUGCUCUUUCCUCGGUCUCAAAUCCAACGUUUGGCUUUCCGACCGCCAUAAUUCCUCCGACCACCGCCGUGAGUUGCUUUAUGUCUCACUUUACCUUCUUAUCUGGGGUGAGUCUGCAAAUCUGCGUUUUGUUCCUGAAUGUUUGAGUUAUAUUUUUCAUAACAUGGCGAUGGAACUGAAUAAGAUAUUGGAGGAUUAUAUCGAUGAGAUGACUGGUAGGCCGUUUUUGCCUUCAAUUUCUGGUGAGAAUGCUUUUCUGGAUCGGAUUGUUAAGCCAAUUUACGAUACGAUUAAAGCUGAGGUUGAGAAUAGUCGGAAUGGUACUGCCCCACACUCUGCGUGGCGGAACUAUGAUGAUAUUAAUGAGUAUUUCUGGAGUAAGAGGUGUUUUGACAAGUUGAAGUGGCCUAUUGAUACUGGGAGUACAUUCUUUGUGACUACUAACAAGGGAAAGAAGGUGGGAAAGACGGGGUUUGUGGAGCAAAGAUCAUUUUUGAAUUUGUAUAGGAGCUUUGAUAAAUUAUGGAUCAUGCUAGCAUUGUUCUUGCAGGCUGCAAUCAUUGUAGCUUGGGAGCAGAGGGGGUAUCCGUGGCAGGCACUGGAGAGGAGGGAGGUUCAGGUGAGGGUGUUAACAGUCUUCUUCACGUGGAGUGGGAUGAGGCUUUUGCAGUCACUGCUUGAUGCAGGAAUGCAAUAUAGUAUCGUUUCGAGGGAGACCCCAUGGCAUGGGGUGAGAAUGGUGUUGAAGAUCGUGGUUGCAGCAGGGUGGAUUUUGAUUUUCGGGGUAUUCUAUGGGAGGAUUUGGACACAGAGGAAUAAUGAUGGGAAUUGGACCAGCGCAGCUAACAAGAGGGUGGUGAAUUUUCUUGAGGUUGCUUUUGUUUUUGUUGCUCCAGAACUGUUAGCUUUGGCACUCUUUAUUCUGCCAUGGGUCAGGAAUUUUCUUGAGAACACAAACUGGAGGAUAUUUUACCUGUUAUCAUGGUGGUUCCAGAGUCGGACAUUUGUGGGUCGUGGGCUUAGGGAAGGCCUUGUCGACAACAUAAAGUAUUCCCUCUUUUGGGUGGUAGUGCUUGCGACCAAGUUUUCCUUCAGUUACUUCCUACAGAUCAAACCUAUGAUUGUUCCAACAAAAGCACUGUUGCGCCUCAGGGAUGUGAAGUACGAAUGGCAUGAGUUUUUUAACAACAGCAACAGGUUCUCAGUAGGAUUGCUUUGGCUUCCCGUUGUCCUGAUUUAUCUUAUGGAUAUUCAGAUAUGGUACUCAAUCUACUCUUCAUUUGUUGGGGCAGCUGUUGGAUUGUUUGAUCACUUGGGCGAGAUUCGGAACAUGCCACAGUUAAGGUUGAGAUUCCAAUUUUUUGCAAGUGCAAUUCAGUUUAAUCUGAUGCCAGAGGAGCAGUUGCUGAAUGCCCAAGGGACUCUAAAGAGCAAGAUCAAGGACGCCAUCCUCCGUUUGAAACUCAGAUAUGGUUUUGGUCGACCAUUCAAGAAGCUUGAAUCAAACCAGGUAGAGGCUAACAAAUUUGCCUUGAUUUGGAAUGAGAUAAUUGCAACUUUCAGAGAAGAAGAUAUUCUGAAUGACCGUGAGGUUGAGUUGUUGGAGCUGCCACAGAACACGUGGAAUGUUAGAGUGGUUCGUUGGCCAUGUUUGCUUCUCUGCAAUGAGGUGCUGCUUGCACUCAGCCAGGCAAAGGAGCUGGUGGAUGCUCCUGAUAGGUGGCUCUGGCAUAAGAUCAGCAAGUAUGAGUACAGGCGGUGUGCUGUUAUUGAGGCUUAUGACUGUACAAGGCAUUUGCUGCUGGAAAUUGUCAAAUUGAACAGCGAGGAGCAUUCCAUCAUAACAACCUUCUUUCAGCAGAUUGAUCAGUGGAUUCAGCUGGAAAAGUUCACAAAAUACUACAAUCUGACUGCUCUGCCCCAGAUCCGCGGAAAGUUGAUUGCGCUUCUAGAUCUCAUACUCAAGCCAAAAAAGGAUGUUGACAAGAUUGUGAAUGUUCUCCAGGCCUUAUAUGAGGUUGCCACUCGGGAUUUUCUGAAAGAGAAGAUGACUGGAGAUCAGCUGAGAGAGGAAGGUCUGGCUCUUCAGGCCUCUGCGACUAGAUUGCUUUUUGAGAAUAUAGUUUCAUUGCCAGAUCCUGAAAAUGAGACUUUUUAUCGGCAGGCUCGCCGCUUGAACACUAUCCUAACAUCUCGGGACUCUAUGAGUAAUAUCCCGAGAAAUCUUGAGGCGAGACGUCGACUUGCCUUCUUUAGCAAUUCUCUAUUUAUGAACAUGCCGCACGCUCCCCAAGUUGAGAAGAUGAUGGCUUUCAGUGUUUUGACGCCUUACUACAAUGAAGAAGUACUGUACAAUAAGGAACAACUUAGAACUGAGAAUGAAGAUGGGAUUUCUACAUUAUAUUACUUGCAGACUAUUUAUGCCGAUGAGUGGGAAAAUUUCUUGCAGCGAAUGCGUAGAGAAGGAAUGGUUGAUGAGAGGAAAGAGUUAUGGACAACGAAGCUGAGAGACCUUCGUCUUUGGGCAUCGCACAGAGGGCAGACUCUUUCUCGCACAGUUAGGGGGAUGAUGUACUAUUAUCGAGCCCUCAAAAUGCUGGCCUUUCUGGAUUCUGCAUCUGAGAUGGAUAUCAGAGAAGGGUCAGUGGAGCUUGGUUCUAUGAGGCAUGAUGGUGGCAUUGAUAGUUUAAGCUCUGAAAGGUCUUCGUCUUCAAGGAGGUUGAGCAGAGCUGACAGUUCAGUGAGUAUGUUGUUUAAAGGCCAUGAGUAUGGGACCGCUUUGAUGAAAUUCACAUACGUUGUUGCUUGCCAGAUAUAUGGUACUCAGAAGGCCAAAAAGGAUCCGCACGCGGAGGAAAUUUUGUAUCUGAUGAAAAAUAAUGAAGCCCUUCGUGUAGCAUAUGUUGAU